Molecule: messenger RNA, 727 nt
Organism: Bemisia tabaci
Lineage: Eukaryota; Metazoa; Arthropoda; Insecta; Hemiptera; Aleyrodidae
Source: RefSeq, a predicted model, not a curated record
UGAGCGUGAAAACCAACUGGUAUAAAUCUGCAAUUUUCACGUUUUCUGACACAUUUCGUGACUAGAACCGAAACGCUCAGCUGAAUUUUCAGUUUACCUCACUGUGCAAUCAUGAACUACCAAAUUCCUUUAGUGUUCGCGAUCAUUUGUGUCCAGGGACUGUUGGCAGCCCCUACCUCAAAUGCUCUGCCAGAGAAGGAAAAGGAAUGGCUAGCCACCGAGCUCAAGAACUUGAGAGAAAAGGGAGAAAUGUUCAAAAUGGCAAUGAACAACUACAUUACUGCCAAACCAGAGCUAGGUGACAUGAUCGACAAUCUCCUCGCGAAAGGUCAAAAGAUCGCAGCUGACUUCGAAGAGUUCCACGGGAAAGGCGCCAACAAGGGACUCGGGGCUGAGGAAGUGGAGGCUAAAUACCGCGAAUUUUACGACUCCCUGAAGCAACUCGAGAGCACCUUCCUCGCCGACUUCAAGGCUCAAGUAGCCACCAUCCCCAACGCAACCGCCCUCACCGCCGCAGUCCAGAAGGCUUCAGAAGAAGUCAAAACCCAGGCCUAAUUUCAAGCUUCAAAAAUCUACCUUUGAAAUGCCCCAACCUUUCAGAUGAGAAAAAUUCAGACCGGAAAAUCAAUUUGAACGAAUCCACUGACUAAAAAUAAUUUCAACUCAGAACCUGCUCAUUUUGUCCUGAUUUUAUUUAACUUUUGGAUGAAUAAAGCACCCAUAGCAU